Molecule: messenger RNA, 1015 nt
Organism: Gossypium raimondii (Peruvian cotton)
Lineage: Eukaryota; Viridiplantae; Streptophyta; Magnoliopsida; Malvales; Malvaceae
Product: chlorophyll a-b binding protein CP29.1, chloroplastic
Exons: 2
Coding region: 66-923 (285 amino acids)
Biological process (GO): response to light stimulus; photosynthesis, light harvesting in photosystem I
Cellular component (GO): chloroplast envelope; chloroplast thylakoid membrane; plastoglobule
Source: RefSeq, a predicted model, not a curated record
GUUAAAAGAAUUAAAAAAACAAAAAAACAUCACCACCACCACCAUAGUCCAACAUUUUCAUAACAAUGGCUGCCAUCACAAACGCCGCUGCUACAUCCUCCUUCAUGGGGACACGCUUCCCCGACGUCUACACAAGUUCAGGGAGAUUCGUCGCCAGGUUUGGCUUUGGCGGCAAAAAAGCAGCUCCCAAGAAAGUCUCGAAACGAACCCCCGACCGCCCUCUAUGGUACCCAGGAGCAGUGGCGCCUGAUUGGCUCGAUGGAAGUUUGGUGGGUGAUUACGGGUUCGACCCGUUCGGGUUAGGGAAACCGGCGGAGUACUUGCAAUAUGAUUUGGAUUCUUUGGACCAGAACCUGGCUAAGAAUUCGGCUGGUGAGAUAAUUGGAACUAGGACCGAGGUUGCCGACGUGAAGGCGACGCCGUUUCAGCCUUACAGCGAGGUUUUUGGUCUACAGAGGUUUAGGGAGUGUGAGUUGAUCCAUGGACGGUGGGCCAUGUUGGCUACGCUUGGUGCACUUACCGUUGAAUGGCUCACUGGUGUUACAUGGCAAGAUGCUGGCAAGGUGGAGUUAGUUGAGGGUUCAUCGUAUCUCGGCCAACCCCUUCCCUUCUCGAUGACAACAUUGAUUUGGAUAGAAGUAUUGGUGAUCGGAUUCAUCGAGUUCCAAAGGAACGCCGAGCUUGACCCGGAGAAGAGGUUGUACCCCGGAGGAAAGUACUUUGAUCCUCUCGGCCUAGCCGCCGACCCGGAGAAGAAAGCAACCCUACAAUUGGCUGAGAUCAAGCAUGCUCGCCUUGCCAUGGUUGCUUUCUUGGGGUUUGCUGUCCAAGCUGCUGCAACAGGCAAAGGCCCUCUCAACAAUUGGGCUACUCACUUGAGUGACCCCCUCCAUACUACCAUUAUUGACACUUUCACCUCUUAAAAAAAGCCAUAUUCCUUUGCUUUUAUGUAGAUUUUGCUCAAUGUACUAUUGUGUUAACAUUGUUAAGAAAAACUUGCGUAUGUUAAUAGGUA